Molecule: messenger RNA, 1479 nt
Organism: Penicillium robsamsonii
Lineage: Eukaryota; Fungi; Ascomycota; Eurotiomycetes; Eurotiales; Aspergillaceae
Product: Zn(II)2Cys6 transcription factor domain-containing protein
Exons: 4
Biological process (GO): regulation of DNA-templated transcription
Molecular function (GO): zinc ion binding; DNA-binding transcription factor activity, RNA polymerase II-specific
Source: RefSeq, a predicted model, not a curated record
AGCAGCGCUGGUAACAUGCCUGGAGUUCCAUCUAGCCGUGGCUGCGAUGCAUGUCGCAAGGUGAAAAAGAAGUGUGAUCAACUCAAACCGACUUGUUCACGAUGCGCACGUCUAAAAAUGACGUGUGUUGGAGCAGGACAGCAGCGGUACAUGUUCAAGAAUCAAUCGCUAGAAGCGAUGCAAGCACAAGGCGCAGAAAGCCAAUCGGGGCUUCGAUCAUAUUUCUCUAGCAAGAAAGUAGUGUUUGUCGAGGGACCGACGCAGGUACCUAGCACUGAAACAAGUAUACUCGCAGCAGCCUUUGUAGCAGCAUUUCAAGUGACUGAUAUCCGAUAUGGUGUGGCCUACUAUGGACCUUUCCUCCGCGAUAUUCCACGGCGAUUGGGCAAUAGCACCGUCCUAGAUUCCGCCGUGAGAGCCCUAUCAACUGCCUACCCGUUUCUUCACACGGGAUCUUACCCACCAAAUGUACUCGUUCGCUAUGGACAAUCGCUGCGGGCACUAAGAGAAUGCUUGAACAAUCCAGUCGAGGCCCGAACUCCCAACACACUAUGUGCUGUCUAUUUGAUUACCAUCUGCCAGAGCUGGGUAGCACCACGCGAUGAUUCACUCACUAGUCACAGCGAAGCUAUCGCCCAUCUCCUUCGAGCUGCUGCAUUACAUGAGUGGACAAGCGCCUUUGAGAUGGAGAUGGUCAUCACACUGAGUGUACCUAUAAUCCUCGAAGGCAUUGUCAACCCCCAUGUGAAAAUGGAUUCAGAGUUUUGGGAACUGACCUCAUCCUUCAAACGUCGUCUAUCUGCCUCGCAGGACAAAAAUCGACCGCAGUCAACCACCGAGCUGCACCAUCUUGCUGUGUUUCCUAAAUUUGUCCAAAACCCUCAGCCACACCUUGCCGAAAUUGCAAAGACAUACAUGAAAUUGAGACUCGAUGCAUAUCAAAUAAGACAGCAACUAGAUCAGUGUGCUGAGUUUAUUCUUGUGUCUUUCUCAUCCUCUCAAGUUGCAAGACACUCCCGUAUUCAAGCAGCCUAUGUCAUGCUCUCUACGCUGGCCGUGUUGCUGAACAGCCUUCUUCGAGUCUAUGAUCCCUGGAACGCUUCCUUGGUGAGUGAGGCUGUCUUCCUCUGUGAUGAGAUUACUAUCCAAGCCGAACUGGCUUCUCGCUACCGACCAAUUGGGGCAGGGUAUAUUCCUCUAUGCUUGGUUGUUGCUUGGGCGGCAUCGGAUGAUCCAGUCCAGUUGGCAAGAAUUGAGGCGAUCCUUUGUGAAUACCAGUCUGAUUUUGCGGACAUCCCAUGGAUGGGCCGUGCUGUCUGGUUACAAUCUACUCUGGAUAGCCACCGCAUACGAGUAAUGUCUGCGAAAGAGUCUCCAGAAUCCCCUCUAGAGACUGUCUCUAUGGCUGAUCCAGGAGGCAGUCGUGGUGCAGGGAACAAAAAGCCUUCAGUGCGUGCAGAGUCUUGCUGCAUUCUAUAG